AUGAGGUGGCUUCAGACCUCCGUACGAGCCCCAGCCGUGGCUCUGGCCGCCUUGGUUUUGGCAAAAUGCUCAGCCAGCGCCGUGAACUCUACACCUGCGUGCGAAAUCCCCACCGAAUCAGGCGGUUCUAUGCUCGUUACCUCGACUUGUAUCGAUCCUCUCUACGAGAACCCUGUGAUCGACGUCGAGUCCGACGAAACAGCCCCGGGCCCUCACUACCGCGUCUCGGGUCACUUCUUCAACACGUCCACUCGAUUCAACUUUUACUUCCCCCCCAAGGACACCUGGGAAGGGCGGUUUCUCCAAUUUGCGUAUCCGACCCAGUCCGAGAACGCGACCAACGAGACCAUCGGCUUCGGGCUGGACAGCAACGCUUACACCGUCCAGGUGACCGGCACGAACGGUUACCGCGCUGAGGCUGCGGCGGCAAAGUUCUCCAGGGUGGUCGCCACGCAGCAUUACAAGACCGGCAACACUACCCGCAUCUAUGGCUAUGUCUACGGUGGUAGCGGGGGCUCCAACCAGGUCAUUGGCGGCAUUGAGAAUACCGUCGGAAUCUGGGACGGCGCUGUUGCCAUGGUGCAGGCCGUGCCCGUCUCUGCCCCUAACGGUCCGUCUGUCAGAGCCAUGGCGGGACUUGUCUUGCGCAACAAGUCGGCCGAGAUCCAAGAGGUCCUUCGACCAGGUGGCAACGGAGACCCCUUUUCCAUCCCGACCCUGACCCAAGUCGAGCGAUCGAUGCUACUCGAAGUCACAGAAUUCGGCGUGCCCGUCGGGACUUGGGAGCACUUCAACGAGGUGGCCAACAGUUCCACGUUGAACAUUUUAAAGAACACUUUUCUCAAGACUCUCGACUCUACCUACGCAGACGAUUUCUGGUCAAAGCCGGGCUACCUCGGAACCGAACAGAGCCCCCUCGGCGACGUCAUUAGAGGCGCGCUGGUUGACUUCAGCACGACUGUUCAGGGCGUCGAGCGGGAUGGCAGUGGGAUGCCGGUCAGCAUCGUGCUGGGCACCGCGCCAGCAUCUGUUGCCGACAUAUAUGGCUACGACUUGACCGUCUUUGGACUCAACGGGACUAAGCUGGGAGUCAUCAGCGGCACCUUGUACACGCACAGCAAGACCAUGGCGUUCAACGACUCGACAGCCGCCGCCAACGACCGUACUAUUCAGAAGCAGCUCGCCGAGGGCGCCAGAAUACAGAUCGAUAACAGGUGGUCCCUUGCCGCGCACCCGUACUAUAGACACCAGGUCCCGCAACGAGCGGGCUUCUACGGGUUCGAUCAGUUCCGCACAGCGAACGGCACCCUCUACCCACAGCGCCCUCUUGACACGUCAAAGCUCCUGGCCUCGUCCGUGGCCGGCGGAGGCCACACCGGCGCGAUAGGCUGCAAGCUCAUCGUCGUCCAGAACCUCAUGGAUAGCGAUGCCUUCCCCUGGCACGCGGAUUGGUACAAAUCCCAGGUGAAGCAGCAUCUCGGCGACCGCUUCGACGACAACUACCGCCUCUGGUACAACGACAAUGCGGAGCACUACUACGAGGAGCGCCCCCUGAGUCGCCUCGCCAUUAUCGUGCCGUACAAUGGCAUCUACCAGCAAGCCCUCCAGGACAUGAUGUCCUGGGUCGAGGACGGAGUCCCCGCGCCUGACGCGACCUCGUACACCGUCUCCGCCGACGACAACUCGGUCCAGCUUUCCCCCUCUGCGGCCGAGAGACGUGGCAUCCAGCCAGUUAUUGACUUCUUGGUCAACGGCGGCCGCCACUGCAACGUGAAGCUGGGGGAGGCGGUCACGUUUCGUGCCACCGUUGACACGCCCCCCGGCACGGGCGAGGUGGUGGAUGUCGAGUGGGAUCUCUUCUCGACGGGGACGUUCUCCCACCCUGGGCCUGCCAUCGCCCCUAACCAGACCGUCCGUGUUGAGCACACGGUCACUUACAACACCACCGGUGACCACGUCGCCAUUGUACGGGCCACUUCUCACCGUAAGGGAGACCCAGGAGCGGCUUACGGCAGAGUGAUGAACCUAGCUCGUGUCAGUGUCGUCGUGGAGUAG
Colletotrichum higginsianum IMI 349063 is the source of this 2055-nucleotide messenger RNA. RefSeq names its product Pkd domain containing protein. The transcript has a single exon. Bases 1 to 2055 code for a protein of 684 amino acids. NCBI's taxonomy places the organism in Eukaryota, Fungi, Ascomycota, Sordariomycetes, Glomerellales, Glomerellaceae. The record is from RefSeq and is a predicted model, not a curated record.